This is a messenger RNA of Dacryopinax primogenitus, 879 nucleotides long. RefSeq lists its product as uncharacterized. Bases 1 to 879 code for a protein of 292 amino acids. The record is from RefSeq and is a predicted model, not a curated record. Gene Ontology annotation, cellular component: membrane. Gene Ontology annotation, biological process: calcium ion transmembrane transport; intracellular calcium ion homeostasis. Lineage: Eukaryota; Fungi; Basidiomycota; Dacrymycetes; Dacrymycetales; Dacrymycetaceae. The transcript has a single exon. Gene Ontology annotation, molecular function: calcium channel activity; calcium ion binding.
AUGUCAGCUGGGAGAACUACAGAGGCCGCCAGUCUAAGCUCUUCGGACACCCUGAUGAUGAAAGUUGAUGACAUUCAGCGGCACUUUGUUCCGGAAAUCUGCCAUAUAGUUGCCUUUGAAAAACUGGACCGGAGUGGGAAUGGUAGCCUGACGCAAAAGGAGUUUGAAAUGGCGUGCUGUGCACUCUCAGUGGAGUCCGCACAUCUGAGUAUUAGUGAAAUGUCGAUGGAGACGCUCGUACGGAGACUCGACACCUUUCUCAACGCAGCGUGGUGCUUCUCGGCUCUUUUUAUUCUUACCGCAUGCGUUCAUUCUCAGCUCUAUGGAUCACUGGUGGCAGUCGGCGGUUUUCUUCUAGCACUAUCAUGGCUCUUUGGUGGUAUUGCGUCGGAGUUUCUUUCUUGUGUUUUAUUCGUAAUUGUUGUGCAUUCCUACGACUGCGGGGACUUAAUCAGGCUAAACUCCGAGACGCUUCAGGUCAAAGAGAUAUUCCUUUUGAAUACGCGGUUCAUAAGCUCUCAAGGACAUACGGUACUAAUUUCUAACUCAGAGCUUUCUCGGAGCAAGAUGGAAAACUUUCGGCUGACUCAACCAACGGAAGAGUUCACAGUUGAUGUAGACUACGCGACCACAAUGGAUCAGCUUGACGAUCUGCGGGACAGAAUGUUGAGAUUUCUUCGUUCCGAAUCGCGCACAUAUAUUCCUGAGUUUCGCCUCGUUAUCCAGGAUAUUCCUUCCCAAGGAUGCCUUCGUCUCACUGUUCCCAUCCUGUACAAAGCCAGUUGGCCUCGAAACAUUGAACAUGGCAAGUUUAGAAGUCAGUGGCUGUACGCCUUCAAAGAACAAUUGCGGAUUGUGAUGAUAUGCGGUCCUGUAUGA